Messenger RNA from Neltuma alba, 951 nucleotides. Its product is annotated as F-box/FBD/LRR-repeat protein At1g78750-like. The transcript is spliced from 3 exons. The record is from RefSeq and is a predicted model, not a curated record. The coding region runs from base 1 to 951 and encodes 316 amino acids. NCBI's taxonomy places the organism in Eukaryota, Viridiplantae, Streptophyta, Magnoliopsida, Fabales, Fabaceae.
AUGAGAAUAAGAGAUCAUUCGAAAACCCUCAAAAAGCUUCAUCUCAGUCUCACAUCUACACAUAGAAGUGCGCCGAGUGUUAAAAAAUGGAUUCAUCUUCUUCUCAGGCCUAAACUUAAAAGCGUGCCACAAAUUAAGAUCAAUACAUGGAUUAACGCAGCAGUAAAUUCCAAAGUUGAACAUGUUGAGAUUUAUGACAAAACUUUUGACAAGUUCAGUUUUGAGGUGCCCUCUUGCAUUUUCAACUGCCAUACCAUAACGGUUUUGAAGCUAAGUGGGGUUCCAGUAAAGAUUCCUUAUGUUGAUUUGCCUUCCCUUAAAGUUUUGCAUUUGAACAGGGUUCGAUUUCCAAAUAUCAAAUCCAUCCAAGCUCUUCUUUAUGGCUGCCCUUUGCUUCAAGACUUGGCACUAAAAAUUUGGGGCAUAAAGUAUAAGCGCCUUUCAAUUAAUAAAGAAAGGCUUAAAAAUUUGAUUUCAGCUGAUGUUUCUUUCUAUUUAUUUACUUUGGAAUCUUUGUCGAAUGUUAAAGCACUGCGGAUAGAUACGAUUGGUUUUUCACCUCUCCCUGAUGCUAUAGUAUUUUAUAAUUUAAUCCACCUGGAGAUAAGUUAUUAUGCAUAUAGCUCGGACGGAACAAUAUUGCAAUGCUUGCGAAACUGUCCCAAGCUUGAAACUCUUAUAAUUGAUAAGUUUGAUUGGAGAGUGUGGCGGCAACCAGGUGUUCCUCAAUGCGUUUCAUCACACUUAAAGGAAUUCCAUCUUGGAAACUUCAAAGGCCGCGAAAUUGAGUUCAAACUGGCAAGAUUUAUUAUGGGGAAUGCAAGGGUCUUGGAGACCAUCUCAAUUCGCAGAGAAAAUACGUCAAAAGCAACUUCAGAACAAGAAAUAAUGCUCCAAAGAUUAUCGUCUUGUCCAAAAAGCUCGGAGAAUUGCAGGCUUUUAUUCAAGUGA